AUGCAAAGCGCCGAACGCGGUGUUUAUGAAAUCAUGGAAUGUUUGCGCCCUGAAGCAGUCGCUUUAGUGGAUUCGUUCGACUUCUCCGAUCGUGAGCUUCAUUCUGUGCUUGGUCGACGUGAUGGUAACGUUUAUGCAGCAAUGUUGGAAUGGGCAAAACAUUCGAAGUUGAAUAAAACUGAAGUCAUAGCAACGUUCGAGAAGUAUCUCGGUCCAAUGAUGGAAGAAGGCCGCUCAAAAAUCUAA
Gongylonema pulchrum is the source of this 246-nucleotide messenger RNA. The record is from the annotation of a GenBank genome assembly. Lineage: Eukaryota; Metazoa; Nematoda; Chromadorea; Rhabditida; Gongylonematidae.